GUUGCAUUAGAUUCUCUGUUUUCUUCUGUAUAAUACUCAUGCAUUAAGAUCGGGAGAGUACUAUGUGAAACAAACAAGAAGAAAAGGAAAAGAAUAAUGAAGAUCUUAGGGUACGUUGGAAUAAUACUAUAAUAGCAUAAACAUUUAUUAUAUGGUGUUUGUUUUGUCAUUGUCUCAUCUCAUUUAGGAAGAUACGUGUGUUCAGAUGUAAUCUGAGACGGUGAGACUCUGUUAAAUUUGCUGCGUUGUUAGCAGCUGUUGGAAGAGUAAUUGGUUCACACAAGAGAUGAGCUAUAUGAUACUUGCUUUAAUAGUGAGUACCAGGCCAAAACUCGAAGGAACUGUUGCAGAUGGAGAAGCCUCAAAUUCAGAGAGUAGACUGAUUUGGUGGUUUCGUGAUAGAUUGAAGAAGGCCUCGGGAGUUUUCUGGGAAAGAAAGAGGAAGGGUGAUCUCUUCAUUAUGAGAGUUGGAAUGAGGAGUGUCGAGUUCAAGGUUAUUGAGACUGAUCAUUCUGAGUACUGUGUUGUAGCUCUAGACAUUGAAAUAUUUCCAAUAGGGUUUACUAAAGUGGCUACAGAUAAGAAUUCUAAAGCUGGAUCAAAUGUCUAGGCUAGCCUUUGUCGGUUUUGGGGUAUUAUUUUGUGAAUUAUGUUGAAUCAUGAACUUGAAAAGAAAAUUAAUGGAAAGCCUCGAUUUUUGGAUGA
Rosa rugosa (rugosa rose) is the source of this 705-nucleotide messenger RNA. RefSeq lists its product as uncharacterized. Lineage: Eukaryota; Viridiplantae; Streptophyta; Magnoliopsida; Rosales; Rosaceae. The transcript has 2 exons. The coding region runs from base 287 to 610 and encodes 107 amino acids. The record is from RefSeq and is a predicted model, not a curated record.